Messenger RNA from Microthlaspi erraticum, 2724 nucleotides. NCBI's taxonomy places the organism in Eukaryota, Viridiplantae, Streptophyta, Magnoliopsida, Brassicales, Brassicaceae. The record is from the annotation of a GenBank genome assembly.
AUGAAGAUAGUAUGGAGACUGUGUUUAAUCUUCUCCCUUUUCAACUCGGUGUUUGUUUUUGCUUCUCCUGUAAGGCACUUGUGUCGUCCUGACCAGAGAGAUGCUCUGCGGGAGUUCAAGAGCGAGUUCAUUGAAGUCCAAUUUAAUACGAAGAUAGCGACGUGGAGGAACAACAGUGAUUGCUGUUCUUGGGAUGGUAUCUCUUGUGAUAAUAACACGGGUAUGGUCAUUGAUUUAGACCUCAGCUUCAACUUCGACUUCAUGGACAGUAGUGUCAGCCUCAGUGGCCCUUUGAGAUAUAACAGUAGUCUGUUUAGACUACAGCAUCUUCAGAGCCUGAAUCUUAGUUGGAAUAAUUUGGAUGGUGUUCUACCAGAUUCCAUCGGCAACCUUAAAUAUUUAAGGGUUUUGAGUCUUUUUGGUUGCUUUUUCGUUGGAAAGAUUCCUUCUUCACUCGGAAAUCUUUCUUAUCUCACUGAUCUUGAUCUUUCUUUUAAUAAUUUCAACAGUGAGCUACCGGAUUCGAUUGGCAACUUCAAAUAUAUGAAGGUUUUGAGCCUUCGUGGUUGCAAUUUAUUUGGAAAGAUUCCUUCUUCAAUCGGAAAUCUUUCUUAUCUCACUGAGCUUGAUCUCUAUUAUAAUGGUUUCACUGGUGAGCUACCGGAUUCGAUGGGCAACCUAAACCGGCUGACAACGUUGACACUUAACAAUAACAAGCUCAGUGGGAACUUUCCUUUUCUGUUACUCAAUUUGAGCUCACUCACGAGGAUCGACCUUUCUUCUAACCAGUUCCAAGGUAUGCUCCCAUCUAACAUGAGUAGCCUCUCCAAUCUGGAAGACUUCGAUAUCAGUGGAAAUUCAUUUCGUGGACCUAUUCCAUCAUCUCUCUUCAUGAUCCCUUCAUUGAUCAAGCUUGUCCUGGAAAGAAACCACUUCAGCAGUCCUCUUGAGAUUGGGAAUAUCACUUCUUCACCAUCUAAACUUGAAGAAUUAUUCCUUGGAGAAAACAAUUUCAAUGGACCAAUCCCAGGAUCUAUAUUGAAACUAGUCGGGCUUCGGAAUCUUGGCCUCUCUUUUUGGAACACAGGGAAGGGCGUGGUUGAUUUCAACAUUUUCUUGCAUCUCAAGUCACUUGUGGCCCUUGACCUCUCCUAUCUGAAUACAAGCAGCAUGGUGGACUUGAGUAUUUUCUCACAUCUCAUGUCACUUGAAAGGCUGUAUCUUUCUGGGAAUAAUUUAGAGAUCAGGUCAAGUCUCCAUCUUCCGUCACCCAUACGGCUCUUGACAUUAUCAUCCUGCAAUAUUUCUGAGUUUCCAAAAUUUAUACAAAACCAAACUGGAUUGGUGUAUCUAGACAUUUCUACCAAUCGAAUUGGAGGCCAAGUACCAGAGUGGUUAUGGAGACUGCCGAGGUUGUGGUAUGUAAACGUUUCUGGGAAUUCCUUCAGUGGUUUUGAAGGAUCAGCGGAUGCCAUUCAAAAAAGUGAGGACUUAUUCGUACUUGAUAUAAGUUCGAACAAGUUUCGGGAUCUUCCUCUAUUACCAAAGUCUCUAUUGUACUUUUUAGGCUCCGAAAAUGGGUUUUCAGGAGAGAUUCCUAUGGCCAUAUGUGAACCGGUUUAUCUUGAUACACUUGUUUUAUCUAACAACAAUUUCAGCGGUUCCAUUCCUCGUUGUUUUGAGAAUGUCGAUGCUAGUAUUUCGGUCUUGCAUCUACAUAAUAACAGUCUCUCUGGUAUUCUUCCAGAGGAAUCUAUCAGUGUUUACUUGACAUCACUUAAUGUUGGUGGCAACAAGCUAUCAGGAGAACUACCCAAGUCUCUUAUCAACUGCACGCGUCUCGAAUUUCUGAACGUGGAAGACAACAAUUUUAAUGACACGUUUCCUUUUUGGUUGAGGUUCUUGCCUGAAUUGCAGAUUCUUGUCCUUCGCUCUAACGAGUUCCAUGGGCCAAUAUCUUAUCCUGGAGAUUCUCUGAGUUUCCCCAACCUGCGAAUCUUUGACAUUUCAGAUAAUCGCUUCACUGGAACCUUGCCAUCAGAUUACUUUGCUGGUUGGAGUGCAUUGUCAUCAUCGGUAAAUAAUUUGCCAAUUAGGCUUGAAGUUCCAUCAACCUUCUACUAUCAUAGAUCGGUGGCUCUGACGAACAAAGGAUUGAAGAUGGAGCUGGUUUGGAGUGGUUUUAAAAUCUAUAAAACCAUUGAUAUCUCUGGAAACAGACUCCAAGGAGAUAUUCCGGAAUCCAUAGGUUUACUCAAGGAACUGAUUGUGCUCAACAUGUCAAACAACGUUUUCACUGGCCAUAUUCUACCAUCUCUUGCGAACUUGAGCAACCUCCAAUCAUUGGAUCUGUCUCAAAACCGAUUAUCCGGCAGAAUUCCGCCAGAGCUCGGGAAACUCACGUUUCUAGCGUGGAUGAACUUCUCUUACAACAUGCUCGAAGGUCCAAUACCGCAAGGUACUCAGAUUCAAAGCCAGAAUAUUUCUUCAUUCGCAGAGAAUCCUGGGCUCUGCGGUGAUCCUCUGCAAGAAACCUGUGGAAAAGAAGAAGAAGCGACAGAACAAGAGGAAGAUGAAAAAAAGGAAGAAGAAGAUGAAGCAUUGAGCUGGAUCGCAGCUGCAAUAGGCUACGUACCUGGUGUUUUCUGUGGUCUCACCUUCGGUCACAUUCUGGCUUCAUAUAAACCUGACUGGUUCCUGAGGAUCUUUCGCUCUUUUUCUUAA